Molecule: messenger RNA, 2046 nt
Organism: Cuscuta campestris
Lineage: Eukaryota; Viridiplantae; Streptophyta; Magnoliopsida; Solanales; Convolvulaceae
Source: the annotation of a GenBank genome assembly
UUUUAAUUUCACACCAUUUUUUCAUUUAAAAUGAUUUAAAAAAAUAAGUAUGUAGGAAUUUUUUUUUGAAUAACUGAGUAAUUACUGCCAACUCUUAAAAUGGAGAGAUAUAAGAAUUGGUAUCAAAUGAAGACGCAUACAACGAGCGGAUCGAGCUCUCCAACAUUUGCAUUCUAUUCCAAUUCCAAUGGGUGAUAUUCUCGCUCAUCGUCUUCAGGCAGUUCUGCUGACAUUAGUUGGCACGGCGCUGGCCUUACCAAACGAUCGUCGCUACAAUGUAGGAGAUGAAGUCCCUUUCUAUGUCAACAAAGUGGGUCCCCUCAACAAUCCCAGUGAAACUUAUGAAUACUAUGACUUGCCUUUCUGCUCUCCAGGCCAAGUGAUACACAAGAAGGAAUCCAUUAGGGAGGUUCUCAAUGGAGACUGUUUAACCAACACCUUGUAUGAGUUGAAGUUUGCAGUGAAUAAAUCCCAUGUUUUUCUGUGCCGUAAGAACCUCAGCAGUGAUGAGGUAGCUACAUUCAGGGGUGCUGUCGCUAACGAUUUCUACUUUCAAAAUUACUAUGAUGACCUCCCAUUUUGGGGAUUCAUUGGGAAAGUAGAGGACCGAAAUUGGACUUUUGAUGGAAAAGGACCCAACAAGUAUCUCCUCUUCAGUCAUGUUCGAUUUGAUGUUCUAUAUAAUGACAAUCAAGUCCUUGAAGCACAUGCCUUUAGUGAUCCGAAUCAUACUGUUGAUAUAACAGAUGAUAUUGAGGUUGAUGUUGAGUUCAGUUAUUCAGUGUUCUGGAAGGAGGCCCCAACUAAGCUUAAGAGCAGAAUGGUUAGAUAUUCAAAGGCUUCCCUACUUCCCCUGCUGCAGAAAGUUCAUUGGUUCUCAUUCAUAAAUUUAGUUGUUAUCACCUUUCUCCUAACAGGGUUUCUCGUCGUGGUUCUAAUGCAAUGCCUGAAGAAUGACCUUAGGAAAUUUUCUGGUGGAGAUGAAGAGGAAGAUAAGGAAGUGGGGUGGAAGUAUCUGCAUGGCGAUGUGUUCAGAUGCCCUCCAAACAUGCCUCUGUUCUGUGCCAUUAUAGGCACCGGUACCCAGUUGUUGGCUUUGAUUUGCUUCUUAUUUACAUUGUCGUUUCUUGGUGUUCUAUAUCCCUAUAACCAUGGAGCUCUCUCUACUUCUUUGGUCGUCAUUUAUACUCUUACUUCAGCAAUUGCAGGCUUCUCCUCUGGCUCCUUCUACAGUAAAUUUGCUGAAACUGGAUGGGAAAGAAGUGCUUCCUGGUGCCGUUCCUACUUCAGGGGUUCCUUCUAAACUUAGUGGCCAUGUCAUUCAGGGCCACAUCAGCAAUUCCUUUCGCGACCAUACUGGUUAUUCUUAUACAUGCCCUUGUUGCAAUCCCAUUGCUUAUACUUGGCGGUGGGGCCGGGUACCGUUUCAGGUCAGAAUUUCAUCAAGCACCUUCUUCUUCCCAGAAGAAAUCUGCAAGGGAAAUUCCCUCACUCAUGUGGCAUCAAAAGACUCCCUGUCAAAUGUUUCUGGCUGGUCUGUUGCCUUACAGCGCCAUUGCCCUUGAGUUGCACUAUUUAUAUGCUAGCAUGUGGGCCCAUAAAACAUUAACUCUCCCCGGAGUUUUAUUCGUGAUGUUCAUAAUCCUCGUCUUUCUCACUGCUGUCUUAAGUGUUGGUUUGACAUGUUUUCAGCUCACUGCUGAAGAUCAUGAGUGGUGGUGGCGGUCUAUAUUCCGUGGAGGCUCUACCGCUGCAUUUAUGUUUGCCCAUAGCAUCUAUUUCUAUUACAAAUCAAACAUGAGUGGCUUCUUGCAGACGAGUUUCUUCUUCGGCUACACGGCUUGCUUAUGUUAUGGAUUUUUCCUUGCUCUUGCAACAGUCGGCUUUCUUGCCUCCUUUGUGUUUGUUCGCCACAUUUACCGUGCAGUCAAGAGCGAAUGACCUCUUCAUAUUCUCCUCUGUCUUAGAGUAUAUGCAGAGAAUUAAUUUAUAAGAAUGGGGAAAUAUCUUUGCUGCCAUUGUUAAUGUGAAGCUAAGCAUAUUGUU